AUGAACAAUUACCCUUCUCAAACACUUUCACCUAUAUAUCCCUAUUCAGUAGUUCAUCAAUAUCCUCCACAACCAUAUUAUUAUUCCUAUAAUGAAUAUUCAUCAUCACCGUUGUUAUCACCAACAUCAUAUAUUUCUCAACCUCAUGAUCGAUACUCAUCAGUAGUUAAAUACUAUGAUGACGCAGACGCUUAUAUUUCUGAAUAUUAUCAUCAUAAUAAUCAUUCUCAUCAUUCUAACCAACGACAAUAUUCGAAUAAUCAAAGAUUAAAUAGAGCGCGAACUGGUUCAAGUCAAUCCCAAGCGACAACACUAAUCAAUGACAAUUCUUUUCGCUCAAUAACUGGUCAUCAAGAACGAAGUGAAUAUGAAACAAAAAAUACUAUGAAUGAAAAUGAUAAUCGUGAACAUGUUAUUACUAAACGUGAUAAUAAAAAAACAACAACAACAACAACAACAACAAAUAGUUUAUAUAAAUCAUUAACUCCAACAGAAUUUCUAAAUAAAACACAAUCAGAAAUUAGACAAGAAUUUCGUAAAAUGCCAAAUCCACCAGCUAAAGAUACACAUGCAGCAAGAGAGGAACGAAAUCUUGAUAAAUCACGUUAUCGAGAUGUUAUACCGGGUGAAGCAACUCGUGUGAAACUUCAACCAGAUGGAGAUGAUAAACAUGAUUUUAUUAAUGCUAAUUAUGUUAGUGGACAUAAUAAUCAGGAAAAAGCUUAUAUAUUUACUCAAGGACCACUUCCAACCACAGUUAAAGAUUUUUGGCGUAUGAUAUGGCAAGAAAAUAUUGUUAUUAUUGUCAUGACAACAAAUAUACGUGAAACAGGUACUAUGAAAUGUUUUCCAUAUUGGCCAAUGGAUUCUAAAGAAGUUCUUAAUGCUGGUUUAUAUCAAAUACAAAAUGAAAAAUCAGAAAAAUUCGAUAGUUUUGUAGUAACAACAUUAUCAUUAAGAAAAAAAAAUAAUUCAGAAAAUCGAACUAUUUAUCAUGCACAUUAUCUUAAAUGGCCUGAUCAUGGUAUACCAUCAAAUACAAAGGAUGCUUUAUUAUUUCUUGAUAAAGUUGAAUAUUAUCGACAAUUAACAAUGACAAAAGCACCUAUUCUUCUUCAUUGUUCAGCUGGUAUUGGACGUACAGGAACAUUUUGUGCAAUUGAUAUUGGAAUUAAAAGAUAUUUAGAAAAGAAGAUUAUUGAUAUACCUUCAACAGUACAUAAGAUGAGAACAGAACGUGCUGGUAGCGUUCAAACAGAAGAUCAAUAUUUAUUUGCUUAUUUAGCUAUGAUGGAUUAUAUAAAACAACAACAAGCAUUACAAGAAAGAAUCAAUGAAUCAAACAAAUCUUCUGAAACGAAUUUCAUUGAUACAUUCGAUGAACCAAUAAUACAAGACACCGAAUUCGAUGACCAUAUAACUAAAUCAUCACGAUCAAAGUUAUAUGCAAAGAAAGCUCAUGAUUUAGAACAAAUAAAUCAAUUUCUAGCAGGUAGUUCUGGUAAAAUGGCAAAUUUACAAGAACCCACAUCGCAGCGAGGAAAAACAUUAAGUGAUUCAUCUGUUUCAGCCGUUCAAUAUUUAACACCAUCUACAACAACAUUUUAUACUGAACCAAGUCGACAACGAUCUUCAACAGAACAUAUUUCAACAAUGCCAACUAUGCUACCGGGCAAUCCAAAUAAUAAAAAAGCUCGUAAAUAG
This is a messenger RNA of Adineta steineri, 1704 nucleotides long. Lineage: Eukaryota; Metazoa; Rotifera; Eurotatoria; Adinetida; Adinetidae. The record is from the annotation of a GenBank genome assembly.